AUGCUACACGGCUUUUCGACUGACGAGGACGAUUCCUCAGACGAAGAAAUAGACGGACCCCCGGUUGAUAUCACAAAACUACCUACCAUAGCGAAGGACGACGAAACAGUACAAAAGAGACUAGAGAGAGCCAAAAAACAACCGGCCGUAGACCGGGGAGUCUUGUAUCUAGGACAUCUACCCCACGGAUUCUACGAGGAUCAGCUCAAGGGAUAUUUUUCUCAGUUUGGGAAUGUAACUCGGCUGCGAAUCUCUAGAAAUAAAAAGACCGGAAGAUCCAAACAUUACGGUUUUUUGGAAUUUGAUUCAUCCUCAGUCGCUGAAAUUGUUGCGGAGACGAUGAAUAAUUACCUACUCAUGGGACAUAUCCUCCACUGCAAAGUCAUACCGAAGGACGAGAUUCAUCCAGAGUUAUGGGUAGGCGCGAAUAGGAAAUGGAGAGUUGUACCUAUGCAGCGUGUCGCGCGAGUCAAGCAUAACAAACUGCGAACUCUGGAAGAACAGGCCAAAGCAACCAAACGUUUGCUCAGACGACAGAACGAUAAAAAGAGCAAGCUGGAGAAACUCGGCAUAUCGUACAACUUCGAUGCUGUUGCAUAUGUAUGUACUACACUUGCCAAUAUUCGACACUGUCUCUGA
Messenger RNA from Lentinula edodes (shiitake mushroom), 639 nucleotides. RefSeq lists its product as uncharacterized. NCBI's taxonomy places the organism in Eukaryota, Fungi, Basidiomycota, Agaricomycetes, Agaricales, Omphalotaceae. The coding region runs from base 1 to 639 and encodes 212 amino acids. The record is from RefSeq and is a predicted model, not a curated record. The transcript has 4 exons. Gene Ontology annotation, biological process: maturation of LSU-rRNA from tricistronic rRNA transcript (SSU-rRNA, 5.8S rRNA, LSU-rRNA). Gene Ontology annotation, molecular function: RNA binding. Gene Ontology annotation, cellular component: nucleolus.